AUGCAGGAAAGUAUUUCGCCAGAUGGAUCUUUGAUCUACGACGGGACACUGGAGAAACGAUGCCAAGCUACGCCAGCAGAGACGAAGAGGCCUAUCAUGACGUGGUCAAGGCCUUCAAGAAGCGGCGCACAGCCGGAGGACGCUGCGGAGAAGGCCAAGGAGCUGAACACUUCGCUCUGGAACUUCGCCAAGACGGGUCAUGAGGAGAUCCCAGAGCAUCCCGACUUCGUGACGGAUUUCAACCGGGCGAUCCCCCUAGACCAGCUGCGCGGAUGGCUACUGCUACAGCGAUCGAGACUGACGCCGACGGAGCGGGCAGCGGUCAUCAGCGCAGUCAAGGGUAACUUCGACUACGACAGCAUCGGAGAACAGCUACGCGUUUCCUGGCCAGAUGAUGAGCUGACCAAUCGGGACAAGAGGCAAGGCAAGGACUUCCGUCACCGAGAACGGGGGCGAAUCCAUGCCGGCUGGGAAGCGAACGGCGAGGAGGACGACGACUACAGCUACUACGAAGAGCACGAGUCCGAGGCGACCUACGACGGCCAGGGCGACGAGGGGGAUGAGGAAGACCCCGAGGAGCCGCUCUACAGUGCCCAGGCGAUCGAGGAGGCCGAGGCCGCUUUCGCCUCCCAGCAGAGAAGCUUCGAGGAGGCCCGAGAUUUAUUGAGACGAGUGAAGACCGCCAGGAAAUUCUACCCCGUGGAUGAGAACAAGAAGCGAGAAUACCGAACGGACAGCGACGUGACGGACCAUCCCGACGAGAAGGUGAUCGCUCCCAAGACCAAGGAUCAUCGAGAUCGAGAGCGCGCAUCUUCUACUGGCAGCCGGGGCGACCGAGACAGACACGCAAAGGAUUCCAGAGCUUUCGUCCACGGCGCCGAGCAGGAUGCCGAGAUGGAAGCUAACCUCAUCACGAACGAGAUGUCCAGGCUACGGUUGGAAGCGCCUCUUGCCAACAAGCCAGUGAUCAAGAAUCGGCCGAAGACCGCCAACCAGAAGCAGCCCCUGGGCAAUGCUUCCUGCGUGCCGAUCGAGAGGGCCAUCGAGCUGCGAGAACGGGCCCAGCACGAGAAGCUACCGAUCUGGUCAACCUUGGAGAAGGCCGAGGAUUGGAUUCUCAUGAGUGUCAAGCAGAGCUCCUCCAAGGGUUUCGGCAUUCUCGACCAGACGGGCAAGAACAUCAAGAUGGACGUUCGUCAGAAGAGUACGUUUAUAUUUGGCGACGGCAAUGCCAGGAUCUGCACCGGCAAGGCGACCUUUCCCCUCAUGAUCGCCGGUGUGGACGGCGAGCUAGGGAUCAACAUCCUCGACGCAGACGCCCCGCUCCUGACCGGAGUGAACGCGCUGAGCCGCCUCGGGGCUGCGAUUGACUGCGAGGCGCACGCUAUUGUUUACUUCAAGAAGCUCGGGCGCCGAGCUGAGCUGCUCGUCCUUCCGAGCGGUCCCAGACAAUGGAGCCCCACAGGCCUCAGGCGCUUCAUCAUUACCUACGACCACGGGUACGUCAUCAUUCCCUACGACCACGGGGACAUCAUUACUUGGGGCUACGGGGGCAUCAUCAUUACCUACGACAGCGGGGACAUCGUCCUUACAAGCGUCAUGGGCAUCAUCAGAAUCGCCUCCUGCAGUACCAACUAUGACAUUAUCGGGAACACCUACAGAGGCUCGCCCAGAAGCUUAGAUUCCAGCAACCAGCAUUUCUUCCAUAUUCGCAUGAACCUCAACCGCGAUGCGAAAUGCCGCAAAGCCGAGAGCCAGCAGGUGAAGCUGGAGAACGAGGAGAUGGUCGGAUCAUGGGAAGCGGUGCCGCCACUGGAUGCAGGCGCUCCGACUCACCCUCCGACGUCAACGAGACCUACGCAGCCGAUGCCGCCAUCGGCUCGCCUGGUCCAGCAUCAGGACACGAGGGGCAACAUAUUCUACACGGUCGAGGGCUCGGAGCUGGACAAGAGCCUGAAGCGCCUGACGGACACCUUUCUACUGGGGCACCUGCCGACCUGGGAGACGUGGUCCAGCAAGCUCCUGAAGCAGUGGGCGAUGUGCCGCCGCUGGGUGCGGGUCAUCAUCAAGGUCUUCCUCAAGACGAUCGACCGGGUGACCUGGAAGCUGGACAGCAUCGGCCUCCUUGUGCAGCUGCUGCCCGAGAAGUACCCGACCUGGCCAGCGGAGCUCGGGCGUCGUGCGAAGAUCGAGCCACAGCGUCCCAGGACGGAGACGAAGCAGAGGUCAGCCGCAUCCGCGGCCGCGCGAGAGCAGAACCAGGAGCUGCGGGCCAACGUCGAGACCGCAAAGUCCGACUUCUCGACCAAGUAUGCGACGGUGGAUGCGUUUGCAGCGCUCAGCUCGGAACAGAUCUACGAGAAGCUCAACAUGGUGACGGUGGUCAAUCACCUGAGGCCCCUGUGCAAGACCUGGGGACUGACGCAGUCCGGCAAGAAGGGGGAGGUGAUCGACAGGCUCACCGCGUACAUCGUCGAGCAGCGCGGAACGGCGGCAGCGACGAUCAGGGCCAAGAAGGAGCCGGAGACCAAGAAGGUGGAGACGGGGCCUAUCGCCGCGGGCCCGGCGAUCCCAGAGCACUACACGCAGAUGUGCCAGCGCCUAGACUGUCAGCAGCAGCGGGGCAUCGCGAAGAACGAGCCGAUCGUGAAGGCGAGGCCCUUCGGGUGGCGCCACCAGGCGCGCGGGGGCAGGUCGGCCAUCUUCCGAGCCAUGUGCGCUCUCACGACCUUCGGCAGAUUGGCGAUGGUCGAGGCGCGCACCCACGCGGACUCCAACCUUGGCCAGGUCUGCGACGAGAAGGGCUACCACUACGAGAGGCUCGGCCAGUUCAACGACUGCGACCUCAGCAAGCCGCAGGGCAACCACAAGGCGAAGUUCUUGCUGGACGAGAGGCGCCUGGAGCUCCUCGUCAGCACACCUCCCUGCGGGCCGUGGUCGAUUAUGCAGAAUAUCAACCAGCGCGACGACAAGCAGAAGGAUAAUUUGCGCAAGAAGCGACUCAAGAGCCAGCGGAUCUUCGAAAACGACAAGAGGCUCAUCGAGCAUCAGGUGCUUCACCUGAAUGGCUCGGCCCUCGCCGAGCAGCCACACAACAGUCUUUCGUGGCAGAAGACCUGCUGGAAGGACCUGCACAAUAUUCCCCCCUACGAGGCGAUCGUGGACGGCUGCGCCUGCGGACCCAAAGCCCCGGACACAGGCGAGCUCAUGAGGAAGCGCUGGAAGUUCCUGACGAACGUCAAGAGGAUCUGGGUGGCCCUCCAGCCGCUACAAUGCCGUGGAGGACACUAUUAUGAGGAAAUCGAGAGCAGUCUGAGGACCGAGGCCUCGGGCUCCUAUCCCAAGAUGCUGCGCCGCCGGAUCCUCCGAGCUCUGACCAAGAGCCAGAAUCAUACUUACUUCGAAGAAGAGGUCGUGAAUUGUUUCUGCAUGGCCGCUACCCAGCAGCCACCUACUGAGCCGACUCCAGAGGAGGACGAGACAUCAAUUCCACCACUAGAUGGCAAGGAGUCACACGACCUCACCAGCGACACAGUCAAGAAGCUCGAGAGCUACAUCAGGCUGGUUCACACCAACCUGGGACAUUUACCUCGAUCACAUCUUCCACGCUACCUGUCUCGAGGUGCGAGACCUGAGGUGCUACGGUUGGCCAGAACCUUCAAGUGCGACAUCUGCGAUGCUCGCCGACCACCGACGAAGCGGCAACCAGCUUCCUCAGCAGAGCAGCCCCAUAAUGGUCACGAAGUUUUGUUCGAAGCCUUUUCUUGGAUCCGUCGCAGCUCGAACGCCAGCGUGAUGGCGCUAGCGAUCCUAGACGCUGGCUCGGACAUACUGUACGUGCGGCUUAUCGGCAAGAAAGCGAUCCCAGGGACCUGCAGACAAGUUCGCGCGGGCGACCUUCGACACAUCGUUGCCACGAAGUGGUUCCCUUGGAUGGGGCGGCCGAAGGUCAUGCGCUAUGAUCCAGCCGGGGGCGCCAUCUCCGACGAGUUCCGCGAGUGGAUCGAGAGCCAGGGGGUCGACUGCCUCCCAUGCGCUGCCGACGCCCACUGGCAGAUCGGCAAGAUCGAACGAGCCAUCGAAGCGUUUAAGGAGGCCCUCGACGCCUUCGACGAGAUGAUACCAGUUGAAGUUCCCACGAGCGAGAUGUUCUGGCUACAGACAGCAGCCAGGAACGACCUGAUCAGGAUCGACGGUUUCAGUCCGCUGCAGCGCUAUGCGGGACGGACGCCCAUUGGCACCACGGUCAACCUCUUCGACGAGCCGACCAACCUGCCGCUCAUCAGCGCCGAGCUGCAGGAUGGCACCUUCAGCAGGGGCGCUCAAGUACGACGGAUCGCACGGCUCGCUCGCAUCCAGACGGAGAACUCCGACCGAGUCAAGCGUGCGGAGGCCGCAAGAUUCAGAUCGUUCCAGAAGUACGAGACGGGCGACCUGGUAUUCGUCUACCGGCGGUUCCCACCUGGAGCCUGGCGCAAGAAAG
Prorocentrum cordatum is the source of this 4483-nucleotide messenger RNA. The record is from the annotation of a GenBank genome assembly. NCBI's taxonomy places the organism in Eukaryota, Dinophyceae, Prorocentrales, Prorocentraceae.